CUUCUGAUGCGCCUUUGAUGCGGAGUAACAUGACAGCAAAUAGGACCCUGCAGCGGCGCGCUCCGGUUAACCUCACCUGUCCCCAAACGCACUUUUACUUUUCCACCUGAAGUCGCCCGCAGGACCUUGACAUCUAUUUCUCUCUUAAGAUCAUGUUUUCCGUCUUGCUCCUCGGUUUGUUUCUCCUGCACGGUUCUCUCGGGGAGAUCGUUUUCCGCUGCCCGAGCUGCACCGCGGAGCGCCAGGCGGCGUGCCCGAAGCUCACCACCUCAUGCGCGGAGAUCGUACGGGAACCGGGUUGCGGUUGCUGUCCCGUUUGCGCCCGGCAGAAGGGCGAGCUGUGCGGCGUCUACACCCCGAGAUGCGCGACCGGUUUAAGGUGUUACCCGGGUGCGCAUUCAGAUUUACCGCUAGAACAGCUGAUUCAGGGGCUCGGGCGAUGCGAGAUUAAAGUGGAUUUGGAGACCACCAUGAGCACCCCGGAGCUGGGACACAGUGGAGAGUUAAAUGGCACACGACCCCCUCCUCAGAAGAAACCUACCAAGGACAACAACUACCAGCACAUCAAGGAGAUAGCUGUGAAGAAUCAUUUAAACAAGCAGAGGGGCAGGAUGUUAAAUCAACAGGAUGAUCUUAAAGUGCCUUACCCCAGACAGAGUCAGUGUCAGCAGGAACUAGAUCGAGUGCUGGAGGAGAUCUCCAGGAUGACUUUCCAUGACAAUAAAGGGCCGCUGGAGAAUCUGUAUGACCUGAAUUUUCCAAACUGUGACAAGACAGGACAGUACAACCUUAAACAGUGUCACAUGUCCACCCAUGGACAGAGGGGCGAGUGUUGGUGUGUUAACCCUCACACUGGUAUCCAGAUCCCCUCUUCCCUGAAAGUAAGGGGAGACCCCAACUGCAGUCAGUACUACGGCGGUCCGGAGCUGGAGCCACCAACCAUCCUGCAGUAAAAGACGCCAUCUCUCCAAUGCGGAGACGCCUGGGUCGCAACCAAGUGCGAGAGGGAUGUGCAUGUGUGUAAUUCUGUAUAUGUGUGUGUGUGUGUGUGUAUUUUCUAAAUAAGUACGAUCUGUAUUGUCAAUAGGAGGCUGGAAUGAGACACAUGCCGGCAAAGACAAAUCAAGGGCACCCUUCCUAUCUCUCAAAUCAAGAUAACUGUACACUAAAUUUACCUUUGAAUGAUUGUUUCUUCUGCCUAUUUAUAGGCUUGUUCUGUGCCUUUAAUCCUGUGACCGAAUUUACUUCUAGAGAUAUUUCAGGGAGCCUUAUAUACAGCAUGUGCAGCUGUCCCAUGCAAACACAUGCCCUUUGUUGGGUUAUUCUGUCUUUUGUUUUUGGAGUCCCUAUAAAAAUGGUGCGAUAUUCAUGUGCACCGUUGCUUGACUCCAGAGACAAAACAUUGCAAACACAAUAGCAAUCUAAAAAAAGUGGAAUGAUUUUCUAUAAACACAUGACAUCCUUAAGGAUUAGUUUACCCCAAAAUUUGUAUGGCUCUUUUCAAACUGAACAAGUAAGAUUUUUGGGAAUAUCAGAUUAAAUUUGAACGUGAGUGGCAAGGAAUUUUAUACGGUGCGCUUUUUUUCCUUUUUGUGGAGUUUGUUAGCCCUUUGGCAGUACUUUUCGUUUUCCACAGAAGAAGGAAAGUUUAAAAUGACACGAAGAUAAAUAAAUGAUGACAGAAAUGACGGUUAUUCCUUAAACAGAGAUAGCGAAGAGUUUUCUCAGUGGCAAGGGCGCCUGAUUGGCUGAUUAUAUAGUUAUAGAGCCGUUACACGACUAUUUCAUGCAUUUAGUUUUUUUUACUUGGCAGACAAAUUCAUUCGAUGGUUAAUUCAGGAAUGAUUGGUUUGUGCUUAUUUGUUGGUCUUCGUACAUGCAUCAGAAGUCGUCUUCGCAUGACUUAUCCGGUCUUUUUUUUGCUUCCGUUAGGCGUACUGUACAUGUUUAUUUUAACCCUUUACAAAGUUAAAAAUCAGAUUCUAUCUUAUCGUUUAGUUUUCGGACUUAAGUCAGCGGAAAAUCUUUUGAAAAAAAUCUCCAUCGGCUGAUUUUAUGAUUGAUUACUGUUGUUGCUCGUGUCCGUCCCAGCUACUGGCAGUUGAUGGAGCUCGGUUCUCACUUUGCCUCUCAACCAUGUGCUAGAAUGCAGGUGGUGUAUGUGUGCUUGCGGUAGGGAUCAGCAUUUACUAAUGAUGUGCUGACAGAGAGCUAGAUUAGGACACAGGCCUGACAUUGACAAAUGUGGUAUAAAGUGGGUUAAGUGCAUAUAAAUAAACACAAGUUUGCCUGCUGUGCCAGUGAGUUAUGCUCACCUUACUCCUCAGAACUUACGGGCUGGGUUAGCGAGAGCAGUUUUAACCCAGUUUGACCCAACUUUUUUUAGUAAAUGCGGUAGUAUGACAAGUAUUAAUUACUUUUCUUAAUGGAGCUUUGACAUAAACAUUGGGUCUGAUUCACUAACCGUGCUGACACACAUACUGUAUACUAGUAUACUAUAUGUAAAAAUGACAUUUACACCACAGUUUACAUAAAAAAUAAGGCAAAUAUCUCAAAGAAUACAUUUGUAUUGUUAUUAAAAAUGAAAUAAAUAAGAUCCUAAAAUAAUAAGUUUAAUAUCUAAUUUACAGUAACAAAAGAAAUCUGGAUAAAAGUGCAUCAAAAUUUUAUUGGCGCAGUUUCCAAGACCGGGUUUUGUUUAGGACAUUUAAAGGAACACGCCAACUUUAGCUUAUUCACCAUAUCCCUCAGAGUUAGAUAAGUCCAUACAUAACUUUUUUCAUCUUCGUGCAUGCCGUGACUUUUUCUGACGCCCCCGUCGCUAGCCUAGCUUAGCACAAAGACUGGAAGUAAAUGGCUCCAGCUUGCAUUCUGCUCCCAAUAAGUGACAAAAUAACCCCAAAAUAAGGUCAUAUGAGAGACAGCCAUCUUUUAACAAUAUACAUACUGGGAUCUAUAUUCUCAUUUCUAAGUGUUUAUCUUGAGACAAAACAAUGGCACAGAUAUAUUUUAUUUUAUGAUAUGCCAGUGCAAGCUCAAAGAUGCAUUUUAGUCUUGGACUACACUUAAAGCUGAAGUGUGGUCCAUUUUUAUACCUACACGAGGGUCCUCGCACAGACACACAUCGCCGGAUUUUUGAAACCUUGCGUAUAUUGUACGUGUAGGUUGCGCAUGCAUCUACAGUACAAUGUAGUAUGUAGCCUAAGAGAUGCAUUGCAUUUUGUAGCAAUGUGCAUGUGUCGAACGCCUGUGUACAAAUACGAGUCAAAUAAACGAUACUUUGCAAGGCCGUGCAUUCGACCAUGCGCAUAAUAUUAUGUUCACGUACACGUAAAAUAACAGACUAUACGCUUGGUCUGAAAAGCCAACGUUUUUAAAAUGGAUUUUGGCUAUUCACAGAUCUUGUGCAUGCAUGUCAGCCGCAUAUGCACUUCUUUUUGAGAAAGUGAUGAGAUGAUUGCAUAACCCAGAUGCAUCCAUAUUAGAAUAAAUAUGUGCCUACACACCUGAUGUGCAAAUAUUUGGAUUAAGACAUAUUUUCUGCCAUUUUUAAAUGAUGCAUUUGGCAGAUGCUUGUAUCCUGUGCAACUUCCAGUACCUUCACGGGAAUCGAACGCAUUGGAUUGAAUGCUUCAUACAGCUUCAGGAGCACUGUAUUAGUGAAUGAGACCCAUCUUUCUAGUCAUAUCAUAGACCCUUAAACCUGAAACGAAAUUUUUAUUUACAGCGGUUUAAUCUGGAUGGGUUGGUCGGCAGGCAACAUUCAUCGAUGAUAGGUUUUAUGUUAAUUUGUGCGCAUUAAAGGGAACAUAUCAUGAAAAUCUGACUUUUUUCAUGUUUAAGUGCUAUAAUUGUGUCCUCAGCGCUUCUAUCAACGUAGAAAAUGUUAAAAAGAUCAACCCUGUAACUUAGUUUUGGAAAACCAUUCUUUGCAAGCAUGUGAAAAAAUAGGUAAUUGAAAUUUGGCUCCCCUUGUGAUGUGAGAAAGGGAUAAUACCGCCCCUUAAUCUGCACUAUCCAACCACGGCACUGCCAUUUGGUGCAGAGAUCAGCUCAUUUGCAUUUAAAGGACACACCCACAAAUGGCACAUUUUCGCUCACACCUACAAAGUGGCAAUUUUAACAUGUUAUAAUAAAUUAUCUGUGGGGUAUUUUGAGCUAAACUUCACAUAUGUACUCUGGGGACACCAAAGAUUUAUUUUACAUUUUUAAAAUUGAACAGGUCAGAUGUUGGUUAAGAUUUAGCAUUAAUCCUCAUCUAUAUGAUUUAAUCUAAGUAUUUGCAGUUGUGGGUUAGCCUUUUGAUAUAUUAAAAAAAUUAACCUUCAGUAACUCUCACAGUAUUACCUUAGCUUUCAUGUAUUUGCUUAGCAUCGUGCUAACUCCAGCUACAAUACUGGCUCUCCAAAAUCCUCUUGUGUAAUUUUUGGUGGCACACAGCUGAGACAUGGGUUACAGGUUUUUUCAGUUUGUUUCCAAAAUAGAUCGCCGCCUGCCCUCUAGCAGUACAUUAAAUUUUACGGUAGCUCGAGUUUGGCCUAGUUUGAAAACAAUGAGAAACCAAUCCCUGUGGUUUUCGGGCAUAUUGAUUUGCCUGAGAGGUUCCAGUGGGAUGGAAGUGUUCACCUACGUGUGUUUGUGUGUGUGUGUGUGUGUAUGUGUGAAUGUUUCGAUGCUGUGCCAUGCCUGGAGCCAGAGGGACGGUGGGAAGGAUUUCAUACCAUCUGGUGCAGUGUUAAACUGUCAGAGCCGGUCUCUGCAUUUGGAGACUCUUAUGACUUGACAAGGGGAGUUUCUUGAGCAAAUCCAAACGUUGUGUGCCAUGCCAGCAUCUCGCAUGCGUUUUCCCCCUGUUUUUCAUUGCGUAUUCUGUGUGUCAGGAGGUAUUAAAUAACGUACAUUACUCAAACAUUCUGGACACAGCAUGCUCCAUAUGUCCUGUGUCAUGCGAACGGUGCACGGACUCAAUUUUUCUGUACAACUGCAAUGGAAAAAGCCAUAAAUGCAUGCAAAAAUAGACAUUGGUUUUAAAUUCUUGUAACAAAAUCUAGCAUGAUUAAACGUAUUACCUUUCAGACCUAUGA
Molecule: messenger RNA, 5084 nt
Organism: Paramisgurnus dabryanus
Lineage: Eukaryota; Metazoa; Chordata; Actinopteri; Cypriniformes; Cobitidae
Gene: igfbp2b
Product: insulin-like growth factor binding protein 2b
Biological process (GO): regulation of insulin-like growth factor receptor signaling pathway
Cellular component (GO): extracellular region
Molecular function (GO): insulin-like growth factor I binding; insulin-like growth factor II binding
Source: RefSeq, a predicted model, not a curated record